Molecule: messenger RNA, 330 nt
Organism: Nomascus leucogenys (northern white-cheeked gibbon)
Lineage: Eukaryota; Metazoa; Chordata; Mammalia; Primates; Hylobatidae
Product: sperm protein associated with the nucleus on the X chromosome N1
Exons: 2
Coding region: 1-330 (109 amino acids)
Source: RefSeq, a predicted model, not a curated record
AUGGAUAGUAAACCUCCCAGCACCAAUGGGGAGAAGAGGAAGAGCCCCUGUGAAUGCAACGAUGAAAAUGAUGAGAUUCAGGAGACACCAAACAGGGACUCGGCCCCCGAACCGACUUUGAAAAAGAUGAAAACAUCUGAAUACUCAACACUAUUAGUGGUUCGCUACAGGAAGGUUAAGAAAAUAUAUUCAAAUCAGCUGGAGAAGGAUCACUCCCCAGAGCACUCCAUCAAUCCAGUCCAAGAGGAAGAGGAUGAAGUCCUAGAAAUAUCGGCUGAAACAUCUGCCAAGGAGGAAGAAGACCCACCAGUGGACGAAGAAGACCCAUAA